AUGAUGAAAUCCAGAUGUUCCGAGUGUGACAUCCGUCUACUGGCGGACAGGGCCAGCUUGCCUGGACAGAGCGGGCGUCCGGAGAAGCCAGUGUCCGGCAGAGUGCUGACAGUGGACACCAGUGACGCGGACACGUACUGUGAGGAGAUUCUAUCUGUGGUGAUUCCUCAGAUGGGCUGGAAGGAAGUGAAGACUAGACCAAAAGACCACGCCUGUGACAUCACCUGGUUUCCAGUUAAGUUUGGUGGGAACAUCAAGUCAGGUCAAGUUAACAAUUUUCCUGGUUCCCACGUAGUCUGUGAAAAGAUCAACCUGUACCGAUGGCUCGUCCUGAUGCAGUCCGUGUUCCCCGAGGACUACAACUUCUUCCCGGACACCUGGCUCCUGCCCGAGGAACUGGACAUCUUCACUGACCACGUAAAACCACAAGCCUUGACUUCCUCCAGCCAGAAGCCUAUACGUAACCACGAAGCUCGAUGGCGACCUGGUGGUGUCCCUAACGGAAUGACAAAAAACAACACCUGCAAUGACGAUAAAAGCGCGUACAUUGUCAAGCCGACAGAUGGCUACAGUGCUAAAGGAGUUUACCUGCUUCAGCAACCAGAGGAGUACGUGGCCAGCCAAAAUGGGGACAUUGUGCAAGAGUAUAUCAGCGAUCCCUUGUUGGUGGAAGGCUUCAAGAUGGACUUUCGGCUCCACGUGUACGUCCAUUCCCUGUUCCCUCUGUCUCUGUACAUCUGCCGUGAGGGUCACGUGCGGCUAGCAACAGUUCCCUACCAGAAACCCUCCAAGGAGAACAUGGCCGAGUCCUGUAUGCACGUCACUAACUACUCCCAUAACAUAUUCCAAGACAACUACAUCAAGUCUGAAGACGACCACCACGGCAGUCUACGCCGUUUGUCCGUUGUGUUCAAGACAAUGGAGGAACAAGGACAUGACAUCCUCGCUCUCUGGGCCAAGAUUGACCAUCUGGCGACCAGGACUGUCCAGGCCAUUGCUGGUCAGAUCAGAGUGGACACUGUGGCGGCGGGCUCUGACUCGGAUGUGUACGGGAAAACGUACGCAUUGUCACAGAAAAAUGAUAACCGAGAGGAUAUUGAUUUUAAAAACUUGUAG
Molecule: messenger RNA, 1116 nt
Organism: Aplysia californica (California sea hare)
Lineage: Eukaryota; Metazoa; Mollusca; Gastropoda; Aplysiida; Aplysiidae
Product: tubulin polyglutamylase TTLL11
Exons: 8
Coding region: 1-1116 (371 amino acids)
Biological process (GO): protein polyglutamylation; microtubule cytoskeleton organization
Cellular component (GO): cilium
Molecular function (GO): tubulin-glutamic acid ligase activity; tubulin binding
Source: RefSeq, a predicted model, not a curated record